AUGGACACUGAGUCACAGUCGCUUUCGGACGCAUCAGAGUCCCUGUCAGAAUUGAAGAGGCAGCGGGAUGAAUUGACGAGGCGCAUCAAGGAAAAAGAGAAUAGACGAGAACUCAGGAACGUGAAGCAGAGGAUCGGACUUGAGGGUUCUCCAAGCAACGGAAACCACGAUCUUGAAAGCGAGGGGUUACCGCAGUCGGGGAAAGGCAACGAAGGGAACGACAGCGAGGGAGCUGACGGGUCUGCAGAGCAGUUUGAAGGAAAUGAGGAAGACAACCUGAGCAAAGAGGACAACGGGGCCGAACGCGAGGAGUCAUCCUGCGGUCCAGGCAGGCAUCAGAUCGAGGAGAAUUGUUUUUCGGACACGCAGGCGGAGAGGGAACAGGAGCGAAGCGGGUUAGACUCGGCGGAACGGACUUCAGAUGGGAGCGCUGACGAGGAGAGCGAGUAUUGGCCUCUUUCGGACGAAGAGGAGAGCGAUGACGAACAGAUUUCAGAAGCGAGUGGAGAGGAGAGUUUGUCCAUACAGAGCGGAGAGAACGAGAGUGAGGAUUGGACGCCUUCAGACGAGGAGGAAAUUGGGGAGGAAACAUUGGAAAGUGAGGAUGAGAGCGACCUCGAUGAGGCGGGUGCAAUCGAGAGCGAUGAAGAAGAGAGCGACGAGGAGUCGGAAAGCGACGAUGAGUCGGACGACGACGAUCCUUUUGUUGCCCCAUUGCCAAUCCCCGUGACGCCCCAGCUCCAGGCCGAGCUCCAGCGGCUGUGCGCGACGCGUAUCCCUUACAACGGGAGCAGGGACUCGCUCCGCGAGCACUGCAACUUUGACCUGUCUACGCAGGGCCUGCCUCGGGCGGUGCUCGAUCCGUCUGUCUACGUGGCGCACUCUCCGGAGCAGUCGAACAAGACUGUUGGGAUCGCGGCUAUCUCUAUAUUCGCGCAUGCGGUCGCGCGCCCGAGCGUUGUCCUGGUGAAGGAGGUGGAGAUGAAUGCGGAGGGGGUCUGCGAGAAGCUGAAGAAGAUCUUUCAGCCAUUCGAAAUGGAAGCGCUGUGCCUGACCGGAGCCAAGAAGGGUUGGAGAGCCCUUUCUGAGAGCCCCUUCAAGACGGGAUGCGUCAGGGACGGGCGCCUCGUGCUGGUCGUGCCCGCAUAUCAGAGCGCCAUCAACCACUGCGCGGACUUCCUGCGCGAGAACCACAUCCGUGACGUCAUGCUGACUAUGGACGAAGCGGACAACUUCUUCUCCAACUCGUGGACCCGGAGGACACCGCGCACUGGGGCUCGCUGCGCUUGA
Molecule: messenger RNA, 1290 nt
Organism: Klebsormidium nitens
Lineage: Eukaryota; Viridiplantae; Streptophyta; Klebsormidiophyceae; Klebsormidiales; Klebsormidiaceae
Source: the annotation of a GenBank genome assembly